This is a messenger RNA of Eriocheir sinensis (Chinese mitten crab), 1846 nucleotides long. Its product is annotated as isobutyryl-CoA dehydrogenase, mitochondrial-like. The record is from RefSeq and is a predicted model, not a curated record. Gene Ontology annotation, biological process: lipid metabolic process. Gene Ontology annotation, molecular function: acyl-CoA dehydrogenase activity; flavin adenine dinucleotide binding. Lineage: Eukaryota; Metazoa; Arthropoda; Malacostraca; Decapoda; Varunidae. Bases 296 to 1582 code for a protein of 428 amino acids. The transcript has 9 exons.
CGACCAUUACCUGGCGCGGUUCCCAGCUGGCCCAAGCCCCAAGGAGCUGCUGGCCCAACCCCUGGAGGCUCUCGGUCCCCUGAGCCACUAGAGAGGACGAGCAGACCUAACACUCACCCAACCCUCAAAAACACUAAAAAAGAAGAAGAAGAAGAAGAAGAAGGAGACCUGAAACCCACUAGCCUCUUUAAACAUAGAAAAAAAAGGCACGGCAACAGCAAAGACACCGGACAUAAGCAUACGAAUAUCGGCCUUAACAUUUAGGAAAGUAAAGUCUCCUGCUAACACUAUAGCAAUGUUGCCGUUAUCACGUGGAGUAAUUAGAUGUUUCCGUGGAGUAUCAAAAGUAGCUCGCAAAUAUGAGCACAAUGUUACAAAACUCGGUGUUACGGGGCUUAAUACGUCAUCAAGGAGGCGUUAUGUCACAUCCAUUAACCCUUCACAUGGGCUGACAGAAGAACAGACGGCCAUAUAUGAGUUGGCCACAGACUUUGCAGUAAAGGAGAUGCUGCCCAACAUGGCUCUGUGGGAUGAGAAGGAAUUGUUUCCAGUAGAUACCAUGAGAGCUGCAGCAGCUUUAGGGUUUGGUGCAAUAUAUGCCAGCGAGGAGUUUGGAGGAACAGGACUGACCAGACUUGAUGCUUCUAUUAUAUUUGAAGCACUAUCAAAAGGCUGCACCUCAACCACAGCCUACAUCAGUAUUCACAACAUGUGUGCAUGGAUGAUUGACCAAUUUGGAAACUCAUCACAAAAAGACCAAUGGAUCCCUCAACUUGCUUCUAUGGAAAAGUUUGCUUCCUACUGUUUGACAGAGCCUGGGGCCGGCUCAGACGCAGCCUCCCUCUCCACAUCGGCAAAAAGGGACGGAUCUGAUCUGAUCCUUAAUGGGUCAAAGGCUUUCAUCAGUGGUGGAGGCGACACAGACCUUUACCUUGUCAUGUGUCGGACAGGAGACAAGGGACCAAAGGGCAUAACAUGCGUUCUUGUUGAGAAAGGAACUCCAGGACUAAAUUUUGGCAAAAAGGAAAAGAAAGUUGGUUGGAAUUCUCAGCCUACGCGAAUGGUGAUAUUUGAAGACUGCCGAAUUCCUGCUUCAAACAUUCUUGGAAGUGAGGGCCAGGGGUUUACCAUAGCAAUGAAGGGACUCAACGGGGGACGUAUUAAUAUAGCUUCUUGCUCACUAGGCGCUGCACAGGCUAGCAUAGAGGCAGCUGUUGAUCAUGUCAAGGUUCGAAAGCAGUUCUCAAAGCCACUAGCAAGUUUCCAGAACACUCAGUUUCGUCUGGCUGAGAUGGCCACUGAGGUGGUGGCUUCGCGGCUGCUGGUGCGUAAUGCUGCCCGUGCGCUGCAGGACAACCAUCCCGACACUGUUCCUCUAUGCUCUAUGGCAAAAUAUUUUGUCACUGAAAAAUGCUUUCAGGUGAUCAACGAGGCGCUGCAGCUGCAUGGUGGCUACGGUUACCUCAAAGACUACCCGGUGCAGCAGUACCUGAGGGACUCCCGCGUCCACAUGAUCCUUGAGGGGACCAAUGAAGUCAUGCGGCUGCUCAUCGCUAGACACAUCCUCUCAGAAUGGAAGUGAAUAUAUUUUUAUUUUUGUAGCUGUGACAUAGUCGUGUUGUGAUUGUAUUGUAAAGUUAAUUUAUCCAUUGUCUACAGAAAUACAAUGUACCGAGCACACAUUUAAUAACAAGCAAUUUAAUUAUAGCAUUGCCCAGAUUCCAUGUUUAGUAUUGGAGAAUCACCCCUGUACAUUAUGUGAGGCCUUCCCAUGAUUGUUACCUGAUGCAACAAGCAACAAGCUGGUUCUGUGUAUUACUGACUCUUCAAUAUACACUGAUUAGGA